Messenger RNA from Sardina pilchardus (European sardine), 2129 nucleotides. RefSeq lists its product as uncharacterized. The record is from RefSeq and is a predicted model, not a curated record. The transcript is spliced from 3 exons. Gene Ontology annotation, molecular function: polyamine oxidase activity. The coding region runs from base 371 to 1852 and encodes 493 amino acids. NCBI's taxonomy places the organism in Eukaryota, Metazoa, Chordata, Actinopteri, Clupeiformes, Clupeidae.
UCUGUAAAAUGCAACAGACUUUAGCCAGUAUAGCAACCUAGUCUUCUUGCACAGUGUAACUUAGAUGAUCAGAUUAGAAGAAUGGAUUAGAUUAUCGGAUAACUGAGUUGUAAAAUUCACAUCGGCGAACGUAAUAUGAUCACGUGCGUCACCUUGUCCACUGACUCCAAAGGUCCUUUUUAUUGCUUUAUUCUUUUGCUCAAUCAGCGUCUAUAUUCACUUCACAUUAGCCUCGGUUUUCACGAAAAUCACAGAGUCAUUGUAAGCUAAAGCGUAUUAUAAGUAGUCUUAUCAAUUCAUAGACGAGCUAAACAUAUUAUAGCGCCUACAAAGUGCAGUUAGUCAGAUAGUUAGCUUGAUAUAGCCUGCAAUGAAUCCUAUCAUUCAUAGCGCCAAAGUAGUAGUAAUAGGGGCUGGAUUUGCGGGAAUUUCUGCUGCAGUCAGUUUAUUUGAGGCUGGAUUUGAACAUGUGCAGGUCCUGGAAGCCAUGGGAAGAGUAGGUGGUAGAGUGUACACAAUGAGACCAUUUGGUUCUGACAUCAUAGAGAUGGGGGCAAACUGGAUUCAUGGCCAGGAAGGGAACCCUCUCUUUGAGCUUGGUAAGGAGCAUGGGCUGCUGUCUGAGGGGCAUUCAGCCAGCACUAAAAUGUGCCUACCUGGAUCCAUAACCCCUUGUGACUACUUCUUCAAAGAGGAUGGGAGGUUGCUGCAGGCUGAGGACGUUGAGCAGGUGUGUGCUCUCUUUAGUCGACUGACCUCCAGGGCAUUCGACUCUGAACUGGAGGAGAGGCACCGCUGCCUUAGCCUUGGGAAUUACCUUGACAACGCCUUUGCUGAGUCGCCUUUGGCAGCAACAGAGGAUGGCCUGAAGGUUUUCGAGUGGUGCAAGAGGUGCGAGUGUACGGACGAGGCAAGUUCUUCCCUUUAUGAGGUGUCUGCCUCCCAGAUUGGGCACUAUGAGGCUCUGGAAGGAGGAUUUUUUAAUUCCCUUGGUCCAGGAGGGUAUCAAGCAUUUAUAGACAUCCUUUUAAGAAAGUUGCCGGCAGGGGUCAUUAUGACAAGUACCCCUGUGGCACACAUUGAGUGGGCGUUGAAUGAGAAUGACCAGGGCAAGAGGUCAACUCAUCCUGUACGAAUUGUUUGUGAACAGGGUCAGAGCUUUGAAGCAGACCAUGUAAUAGUGACAGUCUCAUUGGGGGUUCUGAAGCAGAAGGCUGCACUGAUGUUUCACCCCCCUCUCCCAGACUCCAAGAUGGCUGCCAUUGAUAGACUGGACAUUGGCACUGUAGACAAGAUCUAUCUCUGCUUCCCUGAGAGGUUUUGGCCAGAAGACUGUGCUGGGAUACAAGUUGUAUGGGACAAUGGACCUGAGGAUGCCGCUGUCUACACUUCGGAGCUGGAGGGGGAGGCCUGGAAGGAGAACUGGUUUAAAAAAAUCUGUGGCUUUGACACGGUGUCUCGGCACCCGAAUGUUCUGUGUGGCUGGAUCACAGGCAGAGAGGCCCUUCAUAUGGAGACGCUGGACGAUGAACAAGUGGGAGAUGUUUGUGUGAGAUUACUCCGGUCCUUCACUGGCUGGCCUGUGCCUGAGGUCUCUCAGGUGUUGAUAUCCAGGUGGGGGCAUCACCCCUAUGUGCAUGGCUCCUACACGUUUGUGCCGCAGGGGGUGCUAGCAGAGGAACAUGGAGCUCUGGCUGCACCUCUCCCACCUGAGCCAAGUUCUGACAACAGGAAGCCUCUGCAGGUGUUGUUUGCUGGAGAGGCGACACAUGUGAACUUUUAUACCACUACACAUGGAGCUUAUCUCACAGGUAUCAGAGAAGCACAGAGACUCAUUAAUCACUACACCUAAUAAAUAUAAAGGUUCUUAGAAAAAUAAUGAUUCACUGCCAUUAUGGAAUUCCUUGAUGUUCUCUUUCAGCUAAUUCUAAAUAGUGCAUUACCUAAAAGGAGGAAGAAACUACAAACAGGAUAAUUGAUUUCAUUGUUUCUGGUUCAUCUCUCAAAUGCCAUUGGGUCAUUUGGAUUAUUGCAGAAAAAGAUGAGCACAUAGGCCUACAUAAAAUUGAUGCACGAGUGAAAUAGAUUUGUGUUAUUACUACACCAUUAAUAAUUUAUUCCAAUAACAG